Apodemus sylvaticus (European woodmouse) is the source of this 2122-nucleotide messenger RNA. It is a transcript of the gene Il4i1, whose product is annotated as interleukin 4 induced 1. The transcript is spliced from 8 exons. Gene Ontology annotation, biological process: amino acid catabolic process. Bases 86 to 1969 code for a protein of 627 amino acids. NCBI's taxonomy places the organism in Eukaryota, Metazoa, Chordata, Mammalia, Rodentia, Muridae. The record is from RefSeq and is a predicted model, not a curated record. Gene Ontology annotation, molecular function: polyamine oxidase activity; L-amino-acid oxidase activity.
CGGCUGCUUUUAAGGGGAGAAUUGCAGAGGCUCUGCUCCCCUGUCCUGUCCAAGACGGCUGGAGACAGCGGCUGCCUCUUGAGCCAUGGCUGGGCUGGCCCUGCGUCUUGUCCUGGUGGCCACUCUGCUUGCUCUGGCAGUCUCCCUGGACUGGAAGGCAGCCUCCAGUCUGACCCCUAUCGAGAAGUGUAUGGAGGACCAUGAUUAUGAGCGGCUGCUCAAGGUGGUAACCUUGGGCCUCAAUCGGACUUCGAAGCCCCAGAAGGUGGUGGUGGUUGGUGCGGGCGUGGCCGGGCUGGUAGCAGCCAAGGUGCUCAGUGAUGCAGGACACAAGGUCACCAUCCUGGAGGCAGCUAACAGGAUUGGGGGCCGUAUCUUCACUUUCCGGGAUGAGGAGACAGGCUGGAUAGGGGAGCUCGGGGCCAUGCGAAUGCCCAGCUCCCACAGGAUCUUGCACAAGCUCUGCAGGAGCCUGGGCCUCAACCUGACUCAGUUUACACAGUACGAUGAGAACACGUGGACAGAGGUGAAUGACGUGAAGCUGCGAAACUAUGUGGUGGAGAAGAUGCCAGAAAAGUUGGGCUACAACCUGAAGCACAGGGAAAGGGGCCAUUCCCCAGAGGACAUCUACCAGAUGGCACUCAACAAGGCCUUCAAAGACCUCAAGGCCUUGGGCUGCAAGAAAGCCAUGAAUAAGUUCAACAAGCACACUCUCCUGGAAUACCUCCUCCGGGAGGGCAACCUGUCCCGGCCGGCUGUGCAGCUCCUGGGAGAUGUGAUGUCCCAGGAGGGCUUCUUCUACCUCAGCUUUGCAGAGGCAUUACGCGCGCACGCAUGCCUGAGCGAUCGACUCAGGUACAGCCGCAUCGUGGGUGGCUGGGACCUGCUUCCUCGGGCGCUGCUGAGCUCGCUGUCCGGGUCGGUGCUGCUGAACGCGCCUGUGGUGUCGGUCACGCAGGGGAGGUACGAUGUGCGCGUGCGCAUCCGCGUCACCUCCUCGCCACACUCUUACAGCCUGAAGGUGCUGACGGCCGACGUGGUGCUGCUGACAGCCAGUGGGCCGGCGCUGCAGCGCAUUACCUUCUCGCCGCCCCUGACUCGCAAGAGGCAGGAGGCGCUGCGCGCGCUUCACUACGUGGCAGCCAGCAAGGUUUUUCUGAGUUUCCGCCGGCCUUUCUGGCACGAGGACCACAUCGAGGGCGGCCACUCCAACACGGACCGCCCAUCGCGCAUCAUAUUCUAUCCGGCGCGGGGCGAGGGCUCACUGCUUCUGGCCUCCUACACGUGGUCGGACGCCGCGGGCCCCUUCGCUGGACUGAGCACUGAUGAGGCCAUGCGGUUGGCGCUCCAGGACGUGGCGGCCCUGCACGGGCCUGAGGUGUACCGGCUGUGGGACGGCAGGGGUGUGGUCAAGCGCUGGGCGGAGGACCCGCAUAGCCAGGGAGGCUUCGUGGUGCAGCCGCCGUCCUUCGGGCACGGGGCCGAGGACUAUGACUGGUCGGCCCCCUACGGCCGCAUUUACUUCGCGGGCGAGCACACAGCUCUCCCGCACGGCUGGGUGGAGGCCGCCGUCAAGUCCGCGUUGCGGGCCGCGUUGCAGAUCAAUAAUAACUAUGGGCACGGGGUGGCCGAGCCCGAGAUGAUGGAGCACGCACCAGCGGCCAGCUUCCAGGACCAGUAUCUGCAAGGGGAGAGGCCGGAGGAGCAGCAGGCGUGGGAAGUCAGCCCCAGGGGGCAGGAGCCCUCGCUGAGGCCCUUUUUGGUGGAAACAGGCCCCGAGGGGCAGCAACAGGUGUUCGUGGAGGCCAUACCCGAGCCGCGGGGACACGUGUUCGUGGAGAAUGUCCCCCAGGAGAAGGGGCACGUCCACCACAAUAUCUGUCCUCCGGAGCACGUGCACGAGCCUGAGGAAGUCAUCCCGAAAUCACAAGGGCAUGGGCAUGUACACAGGAAACACGCGCACGUGUGAUCUGGCACCCCGCAGCAAAUCCCCGAGAGGAGAGGAGAGGCGGACCACUCUUAGUCGCCAAGGGGAAGUCAGCUCCCAGCCCCCAGCCCAGCCCUCCGCAGGGCAGGCAGACCACCUACAGUAAUAGCCCACAAUAAAGUUAUUUUUGUUAAA